AUGGGUGGCGGCAGAGAACUUAAAAGCAAGAGCGACUACCCGGCUCUGGCCUCGCGGCCUGUAGGACAAUGGAUCUCCAACAUCUACAAGGAGAGAAUUAAUCAGUUCUACUCUCGUGGACAAUGGGAGAAGUACAAUCUCCUAGCGAUGAUGACGGAGGGCACCGCACCGGGCGAGCCUCACGUCAAGUUAUCCGUCUGGGAUGCCCCUGACACCACGCGGCCGACGUUUGAAGAUGCUGUUUCGCACGAGUUCAAGAAGACAGAAGUUGGCGCAUGGUUCGGUCCAUCGUGGUCGACCCAUUGGUUCAAGGUUGUUCUUACCGUACCGGAAGAACUACGUGACAAGGAACUGCUCGAGCUACACUGGGAUGCCAAUAAUGAGGGCUUAAUCUGGACAGAAGACGGCAAGCCGCUCCAAGGUCUCACUGGAGGCGGCGAGCGUACUGAAUGGAUUCUUCCCAAAGAUUUCAGAGACGGCAAGGAGCACACCAUUUAUGUCGAAAUGGCUUGCAAUGGCAUGUUUGGCAAUGCUCCCGGUGGAGAUUCCAUCCAGCCGCCGGACCCUAACAAGUACUUCCGGCUGGGCCAAGCUGACAUUGUCGCCGUCAAUCCCGAGGCGAGAGCACUCUACAUUGAUAUUUGGAUCAUUGGCGAUGCCGCUCGCGAGUUUCCUAGAGAGUCAUGGGAGCAGCACAAGGCCCUCAAGGUCGCCACCGACAUUAUCGACGCUUUUGAGCUCGGCAACAAGGAUUCUAUUCUUAAGUGUCGGAAGAUUGCGCAGGAGUACUUGGGUCCGGAUGUAGAUUCUCACAAGGUCUACAGUACUGACAAAGAGCCUCAGGUCUAUGGUAUUGGCCAUUGCCACAUCGACAGCUGCUGGCUCUGGCCAUGGGCUGAGACGAAGCGCAAGGUUGUUAGAUCCUGGUCUAACCAGUGCAAUUUGAUGGACCGCUAUCCUGAGCUGAACUUCGCUUGCUCGCAGGCUCAGCAGUAUAAGUGGUUGAAAGAACUUUAUCCCUACGCCUUCGACCGCGUGAAGACGAAGGUGAAGGAGGGACGUUUCCAUCCUAUUGGCGGGAGCUGGGUCGAACACGACACGAACAUGCCCAGCGGCGAGUCGUUAGUGAGGCAGUUCUUGUAUGGCCAACGCUUUUUCGAGAGCAACUUCGGUGAGCGCUGCCAGACUUUCUGGCUUCCGGACACUUUUGGAUACUCUGCCCAGCUCCCACAGUUCUGCCGGCUGGCGGGAAUGAACCGCUUCCUGACCCAGAAGCUUAGCUGGAAUAACAUCAACAAUUUUCCGCACACCACUUUCAACUGGGUUGCUCUUGACGGCAGCCAGGUCAUUUGCCACAUGCCGCCUUCAGAGACUUACACUGCCGAAGCUCACUUUGGAGACGUAAAGCGAAGUGUCAGCCAGCACAAGUCUAUGGAUCAAGACCAUACAUCAUUGCUUGUAUUUGGUAAGGGAGACGGCGGCGGCGGCCCGACUUGGCAGCACCUCGAGAAGCUUCGACGAUGCCGUGGUAUUUCUGACCAAGUUGGCAUGCUGCCUAGAGUGCACAUGGGAAACAGCGUCGAUGACUUUUUUGACAAAUUGGAGCCCAAGGCCAAGGCCUUCGUCACUUGGUACGGUGAGCUUUACUUUGAGCUUCACCGCGGCACCUACACCACGCAGGCAAACAACAAGUUAAACAAUCGCAAGUCCGAGAGUCUCCUCAGGGAUGUCGAGUGGCUCGCCACCAUUGCAACUCUUUCUACCAAUGGCAAGAACUACAAAUAUCCAAAGAAGGAAAUUGACGAUAUGUGGGAGGCAGUCCUGCUCUGCCAAUUCCACGACUGUCUCCCAGGUAGCUCUAUUGAGAUGUGCUACGACGAUUCCGAUGAGCUCUACGACAAAGUAUUCAAGACAGGCAAGAAGCUCCUUGACGAGAUCCACGACGUUCUGGGGGUUUCUGCUACGCCAAGCGGUCGCCUAGACGAGACGAUAGCGUUGAACACAUUGCCUUGGCACCGUAGAGAGGUUGUCGAGAUUUCUGAGACCGAGGCUGGCGUCGCUUGUGGUGAUGGCCAGAUGCUGAAAAUCCGCCCAUUCAAGAUCUCGGAGGAUAAGCCUGCGGUCACAAUCGAGCAAGUCAGCGAUGGCGUGUUCGUGUUGCAAAACGACCAGCUCCGUGUUAGGAUCGAGGAUGGAUACAUUACCUCGUUGUAUGAUCGUCUUGCAGAACGUGAGGUUAUCGAAAAGGGUGGCAAGGCGAACCAGUAUGUCAUCUUCGAUGAUAAGCCUCUGUACUGGCAGGCCUGGGAUGUUGAAGUCUACCAUCUUGACACGAGAAAGGAGCUCACUUGUGGCAAGACCUUCAUUUCGGAACAGAAGGCGCAUCGUGUCAGCCUGACAACCGAAAUCAAAAUUAGCGAGCAAAGCUCACUAAAGUCGACGAUCACGCUAUCAGCUGCUCUGAAGGGAGUGCAAUCAUGGGUCGAGUGCCACGCCGAAGUGGACUGGCAUGAGACCAUGAAGUUCUUGAAGGUCGAGUUCCCAGUCGAUGUCAGAAAUACAGAGGCAUCCUAUGAGUCGGCAUACGGCUUGGUCAGGCGGCCUACUCACUACAACACCAGCUGGGAUAUGGCCAAGUUUGAAGUCUGCUGCCAUCGAUUCGCUGAUUUGUCCGAGCACAAUUACGGUGUUUCAAUUCUCAAUGACAGCAAAUACGGCUUUGCAACUGUCGGUAACUUGAUGCGUCUGUCCCUUCUCCGGUCGCCCAAGGCCCCUGAUGCUCAUGCUGAUAUGGGAACGCACCAAAUCCGCUGGGCUAUCUUCCCACACGAGGGAACCAUUGGCUCUUCAACUGUGCGUGCGGCGUAUGCUUUCAACAACCCUCUCCGACUUCUUUCGGGGCCCAGCGCUGCGCAGGCAUCUCUCGCUAAGAGCCCAGUGACGCUCACUGGAGAUGGUUCUCUGGUACUUGACACCGUCAAGCGUGGCGAAGACGAUGAAGAUGUUACACGUGGCGAUCUUCCCAAGCGCAAGGGUCGCAACGUCAUUCUGCGCGUUUACGACAGUCUCGGUGGCCAGAGCAAGGGUAUCAUUGAGACGACCUGGGACGUUAAGCGCGUUUACAAGUGCAACCUGCUCGAAGACGAUAUCGAAGAAAUUAAGAUUGAAGGCGGAAAGUUCCCCAUCACCCUGCGGCCGUUUGAGAUCGCCUCAUACCGCCUAGAGUUGUAG
Colletotrichum truncatum is the source of this 3231-nucleotide messenger RNA. RefSeq names its product alpha-mannosidase. Gene Ontology annotation, molecular function: carbohydrate binding; alpha-mannosidase activity. Gene Ontology annotation, cellular component: fungal-type vacuole membrane. The record is from RefSeq and is a predicted model, not a curated record. Gene Ontology annotation, biological process: mannose metabolic process; oligosaccharide catabolic process. Lineage: Eukaryota; Fungi; Ascomycota; Sordariomycetes; Glomerellales; Glomerellaceae.